Messenger RNA from Hirsutella rhossiliensis, 2214 nucleotides. Its product is annotated as OPT oligopeptide transporter protein. The record is from RefSeq and is a predicted model, not a curated record. The coding region runs from base 1 to 2214 and encodes 737 amino acids. Gene Ontology annotation, biological process: transmembrane transport. The transcript has 3 exons. Lineage: Eukaryota; Fungi; Ascomycota; Sordariomycetes; Hypocreales; Ophiocordycipitaceae. Gene Ontology annotation, molecular function: oligopeptide transmembrane transporter activity.
AUGAGGGUGGCCGAUGCUCCGGCAGACCUGGAUACGGGCAGCGAAGCCAACACUCCCCAGAGCAAGACCGACGCCGUCGGCUGGGCCGUCGAGCACCAUGACGACUCGCCAUACGAAGAGGUGCGGGCUGCGGUUCGCAACACCGACGGCGGCGAGGUCGCAAACACACUGCGGGCUUGGAUCAUCGGCCUGUUCUUCGUCACCCUCGGCACCGGCCUGCACAUGUUCUUGGGCAUGAGGAGCCCCGUCAUCAGCCUGCCCGCCAUCGUCGUCCAGCUGCUCGCCUAUCCCAUCGGCUGCCUCUGGGCCAGGCUGGUCCCAACCAGAGUCUUCACCACCUUUGGCGUCCCCUGGUCCUUCAACACGGGCCCCUUCACCAUCAAGGAGCACGUCGUCAUCACCCUCAUGUCAAACGUCUCUAUCGGUGGCGCCUACAGCACCGACGCUCUCGUCGCCCUGCAGGGCAAGCCCUUUUACAACGUCAACCUCGGCUGGGGCUUCGCCGUCCUCUUCACCCUCAGCUCCCAGCUCAUCGGCAUCGCCCUCACCGGCCUGUUCCGUCGCUUCCUCGUCUGGCCCGCGGCCAUGGUCUGGCCCCGCCAGUUUGCCAGCACCUCGCUCUUCUAUGCCCUGCACGACCUCAACCGUAGCGACGGCGUCCACUCCGACGGCUGGCGCAUCAGCCGCUACCGCUGGUUCGUCGUCGUGGCCGUUGCCAUGUUCUGUUAUUCCUGGAUCCCGGCCGUCCUCUGGCGCGGUCUCUCCGUAUUUGCCUUUGUUACGUGGAUCCGACCCAAGAGCCGCGUCCUCAAUCAGCUCUUUGGCGGCUACACGGGGCUUGCCCUUCUGCCAAUUACCUUUGACUGGACCUACGUGACGGCCUACCUCAGCGACCCUCUCCUCGCUCCAACCCACUCGCACAUCAACACCCUUGUCGGCGUUUUCCUCUUCAUCAGCGUCACCACCAUUGGCAUUGUCUACAGCGGAGCCCUUUACGCCGACUACCUGCCCAUGGUCACGGCACAGACGUACGACAACACGCAGCAUUACUACAACACUAGCAGGAUCCUCGGUGCCGGCAUGACCUUCGACGAGCAAAAGUACAAGCAGUACUCGCCCCUGUUUCUGCCGCCCGCCCUCGCCCUCAACUACGGCCUGUCCUUUGCUGCCCUGACGUCGGCCAUGGUCCACAUAUGGCUCUUUCACGGCAAGGAGGUUUGGUACCGUUUCCGUGCCGCACGCGAUCAGGAGCCCGACGUGCACAUGAAGAUGAUGAAGAAGUAUCCAGAUGCCCCAGACAGGUGGUACGUCGCCCUGCUCCUCUUCUCCAUGGCCCUCGGGCUCGGGACUGCCCAGGGCUACGACUCCCAGCUUCCCUGGUGGGCCUUUCUCGCGUCCAUUCUGCUUGCGCUCAUCUUCAUCAUCCCCGUGACCAUGGUGCUCGCUGUCUCCAACAUUCUCCUGGGUCUCAACAUCCUCUCGCCCUUUCUGGCCGGGUUCUUGAUCCCUGGCCGGCCGAUUGGGGUCAUGAUGUUCAACGUCUACAGCACCGUCGUCCUUCUGCAGGCGCAGACGUACAGCGGCGAUCUCAAGCUGGCGCAUUACAUGAAGGUGCCGCCCAAAAUCACUUUUUGGUGCCAGGUCGUCGCCACCGUGUGGGCCGUCUUCGUGCAGAUUGCCGUCAUGAACUGGACGCUCGGCAACAUUGACAACGUAUGCGACAAUGCUCAGCCCGACCACUUCAGCUGCCCCAACGGCCGCGCCCUUUUCUCCUCGACCAUCGUGUGGGGCCUCAACUGGUUCUGGCUCGUGGGCGCGGGCCUGCCGGUGCUGCUCUACUUACUGGUGCGGGUGAUCAAGGUGCGCUUUUUCAGCCACUUCCAGGCGCCCGUCAUGCUGGGCGCCAUGGCGUGGCUGCCGCCGGGCACGCCGCUGAGCUACUCGACGUGGGCGCUCGUCGGGCUCGUCUUCAACGGCUGGAUACGGCGGCGGUGGAGGGGGUGGUGGAUGACGUACAACUACACGACGGCCGCGGCGCUCGACUCGGGCCUUAUCCUUGCCACCGUCAUCGUGUUCCUGGCCAUUACGUUUCCCGGCGUGACGGUUCCGCGGUGGUGGGGGAACGUGACUGUGUUUGAGACGUUGGACGCCACGUCGGCGGCGACGCUGAAAACGGUGCCUGAAGGGGGGACCUUUGGGCCUGCGAUGUGGUAA